AUGGAAUUCGUUGCUAUGCGGGACUCUCUGCAAACUUGGGAGGAUCAUGUCGACAUCUGGGCUCCAGAUCAGGUUGACGAACUUUCCUACCUCGAACUACCUGACAUUGAACCACUGGUUCAGCGUUCCUAUGAGCGACCGUGCUUUUCACAGUAUCAAAAAAUGGCUUCAGAGUUGAAGGUCUCUGUCAUGAGAGCAACGAUCGAGCCGCGGAUUAUUAACAUUCUGAAGGAGCGAACACUUGAGGACAGGAUUAAGUACCUGGUCUGCCCCCCAGCCACUUUUCAAGGACUGUGCAGAGCCGACCAACUCACUCGCGAGACUCUCCUAGAGACGCACUCAUUCAAGUUCCACAACUUCAUGAUAAAAGGCUGCCCAAUCCUCAUCAACAAAGAGACUGAUAUCCUCUGUUUCGAAAACCCAGAAGCACUCUUGAAAUUUGUAAACACCCGCAAUUCAUGCAAGGUGCUGAGAGACGAGAAUUUCGCCUCGAUUGCAGUCUACUACAAUGCCUACAAGGAUUCGCAUUAUAGCCUUGUCAACAAUUACCAGCGCGAUGGGCUACUGUGCGAUGCUCUCAUGAGCGCAAUCAGGAGUUUUGGGUCGUUGCGGAAGCUGUACCUCUUGCAAGAGGGGUAUCCAGCUGAGGGAGAAGGCAAGGCUCAGUUGAACAUGAGUAACUUGACAUCUUACACGCGGACAUAUCUCGCUUCUGAGAAAUUGGAGUGGGAUAAAAUGUGGUAUGAUGUGGAGCGCAUGAACAAUUUACCAAUCGGACAAAGCUACCGCUGGAGACUUCCAGAGGUCGUGGUCAUCGCGGAGGGGGAAUUUGUGCGGCAAUUUAGGGCUGGAGAGAUUGAGAUCUGA
Molecule: messenger RNA, 867 nt
Organism: Cadophora gregata
Lineage: Eukaryota; Fungi; Ascomycota; Leotiomycetes; Helotiales; Ploettnerulaceae
Exons: 1
Coding region: 1-867 (288 amino acids)
Source: RefSeq, a predicted model, not a curated record